AUGCAGCCCAAAUCAGAGCAGUCAGAGCCCUUGGUGGGUGACUCGGAUUCCGAGCUGGACUCUAGAAGAUACAUACCAAGAAACAGACAGAACCUUUGCAGCCGCCCCAAGAUUCUUUAUGCCCUCUGCGGCGCAGGGAUCGCUUCCAUCCUCUGGAGUAUCAGUGUGAUAGCGCUCUUGACAAGUCGUCUAUGGGCAACAACAGCUGCAGCACCACCUACUCCUCAACACCCAUCUGGUCGCGAAUCCUCCAUCCAUAUCCUUCACUGCGGUGAUACUCCAGACGAGGCACGCGCAAUGGGCUGCAAGUUCCAGAUCCACACGUACGCCUGGGUACCCGCUUCCUGCUUUGACGAGGUACUUCAGGAGGAGUGGCUGAACAUCCGCGACUGGGAAUACUACACGGACAAAUACGACCAGGGGGAACCGGUCAAUAUCAGUGUGGCUCUGGCGGGAGAGCGCAAUCUCUAUUCGACCUGGGGCCAGCAUAUUGAGCACUGUGCGUUUACCUGGCGGAAGUUUACGCGAGCGCAGGCGGGCUCAGGGGUGCUCAUGACAAAUCGAGACUUGUCGUAUGAGCAUGCGCAUCACUGUUCGGACGCGUUGCGUACCAAGUUUGAGCAUCCGUGGGAUGAAGUGAAUACCAAGGUCACUGUUGAGUUUCAUAUGUGCUAA
Messenger RNA from Aspergillus tanneri, 675 nucleotides. RefSeq lists its product as uncharacterized. Lineage: Eukaryota; Fungi; Ascomycota; Eurotiomycetes; Eurotiales; Aspergillaceae. Bases 1 to 675 code for a protein of 224 amino acids. The record is from RefSeq and is a predicted model, not a curated record. The transcript has a single exon.